AUGGGGGAUAAUAUACAGAUAGACAUGCAAAAUCUCAAUUUGGGGGCUGAGGAUCCGCCAAUUCAAUUACCGGUGCAAGUAGUCAAUGAAGCAGCGGCUGAGAAUCGAUUCGUGCUAAUUGGAAGACCGGUGAUGCCUCACAGACAGAACAUUCGAUCAAUCAUUGCAAUUCUUCCCAGAAACUGGGGACAUAAAGGCGUUUACGGGAGAAUGAUUGAGGGUGGACAGUUCCAGUUUGUCUUUCCUUCAGAGGAGUCCAUGGAGAUGGUGUUACGUCGUGGUCCUUGGGCUUUUGCUGAUCGUAUGCUGAUCAUUGAGAGAUGGACUGCGUCUUUCAAUCCACUGAUGCUCAACUUCAUUCUUUUCAGGAUUCAGAUCCGUGGAAUCCCAUUCUAA
Messenger RNA from Brassica oleracea var. oleracea, 396 nucleotides. RefSeq lists its product as uncharacterized. Bases 1 to 396 code for a protein of 131 amino acids. The record is from RefSeq and is a predicted model, not a curated record. NCBI's taxonomy places the organism in Eukaryota, Viridiplantae, Streptophyta, Magnoliopsida, Brassicales, Brassicaceae. The transcript has a single exon.